UUGCUCUCACUACCCAUUUCGCAACGACCGAACGAACGGAAUAUACAAAAGAAAACAGAGAAUCAAUCGUGUAGCUUAAUUUGUACUGUAAUUUUAAAGAAAUAAGCAUCUACGGAAGAAUCUCAAGAUCGUCUUUUUGCAAUAUUUGAAGCAAACGUAUGUGCUCGAAUUCUGAAGACUGGGAAGACAAAAGAAGAAUCAUGAUUGAAGAGCUAACCGAGGAGCUACACCAGCUUUUUCCAUCUGACGAAAAGAAAAUAUCAACUUCACUGCUCACCAUGUUGUAUUCAACGGCCAAACUGAAUCACGCGAAGCUAUUGGUGUCCACAAUGAAUGAAAUACGCAAUGAGGAACUCCGAAGUUAUCUGCUAAAUUUGAAAUUCGAUGAGAUCGAUGGCCAAUCUAUUACACCACUCACGAUGGCGGCAACAGCUGGAAACGUCAUGUAUGUUAAAACUUUGCUCAGUCAAUACAAAGUUGAUCUGGAAUGUGAAUGCAAUGUUAUAUUCGAUGGGCUUGUGGUGUAUGGAGCAACAGCUUUAUGGGUUGCCGCUGGACUUGGUCACCUGCAGAUUGUCAAGUUAUUGGUGCGACAUGGUGCCAAUGUCAACCACAAUACAAAAGCGCAAUCGUCACCACUGAGAGCCGCAUGUUAUGCUGGGAGACUGGACAUUGUUAAGUAUUUAAUUGAAAACGGCGCAGAUGUUAACCUUGGAAACAAGUACAACAAUACAUGCAUUAUGAUCGCUGCAUAUAAGGGGCAUACACAAGUGGUCGACACGCUUCUAAAAAAUGGUGCUAAUCCCAAUGAACAAGCCCUAUGUGGGGCGACAGCCCUGCACUACGCUGCAGAAUGUGGACACGCUGAAGUUUGCCGUCUGCUACUCGAUCACGGCGCACGCUUGCAGGAAAAUGAACUGGGAUUGAGUCCCGUAUUAACUGCAGCGGAACGAACACAGGAAGAAGUCGUGAAAUUGUUUGUGGAUAGGCCCAGUCUAAUGCGUAAAGAAGACAUUAUAACGGCUUUGGAACUAAUGGGAGCUUCGUUUGCCAAUGACAAGGAUAACUACAACAUCCAGAAAGCAUACGAAUAUUUACAUCAAGCGAUGGAAUUGCGAUACUCUGAUUCAAAUAAUGUUGUUCGAAAAAGUGUCAUACCUCCAGUACCAGCCUAUGAUGAUUGGCUGGAAACAGAAAAUAUUCCCGAGCUGCAGGCAAUACGAUUGAAUCACCACUCAAUACAUAUGGAAUCUCUGACAAUACGUGAACGCAUCUUGGGUAGAAAUAAUCCCGAUUUACCACAACCCAUUGUGUAUAGGGGUGCCGUGAUGGCUGACCAAGGACGGUUCUCCCAGUGUCAAGUUCUAUGGAACUACGCCAUGGACUUGAGAAUGAUGAAUAACAUAUCUGUAGAUAGGGACUUGUUGCGUUUUGCACAGCUUUUCUCACAAAUCUUGCGCAUGGAAGAUGUGAGACUGGACCUGGGGCAGGUUUUGUCGGUUCUAGUUAAAUGUCAACAAGAAAUCGAACGGAACAAGUACAGAAUGUGCCACCCUGGGCCAAAGGAUGUACCUCAAAUGAUACUGGAUCAGAAUGAACAGAACGUAGCAACCGCCCUUUAUCUAAUUAAAAUUAUAACCCGGCUAUUAACCCAAAAUGUAACCAACGAUCAAAAAAAUAUACUCUACUGUACAAUAAAAAAAAUUAUAAAAUGUGAUAUAAGGCUAGCUGAUGGUCAAACCCUUCUUCAUAUGGCUGUGAACGCCGUUACCCCUGUCGACGACUUUUAUACCAAUGAUAUUUGCAAGUUUCCAUGCUACAGGACUGCCCUUCUUUUAGUUCAUGGUGGAGCCAAUGUUCUAGCCGUAGAUAAUAUGCGCAACACACCACUACACACAUUGGCAUCAAGCUUUCCCAGGGACAAUAUCCAACUUAUUGCACAGGCGGAAAAAAUUGUUCAGCUUCUGGUGGAUGCUGGUGCUCAUUUAGAUGCUGUGAAUUCUCAGGGUUUGACUCCAGCCCAAGUUGGCAAUAUCGGAUCCUUGAACGCAAUCAUAUUGAAUCAUGCCAAUUCCUCUAUAUCGUUGAAGUGCAUUGCAUCACGCUGUGUAGCAGUUAACAGGCUCAAGUAUCAGGGACUAGUUCCCACCAUUUUGGAAUCAUUUAUAGAAAUGCACUGUACAGAAAAAUAUUUAUAGUGAGGAGUACAAAAUGUUCGCACACGACUGAGUUUAUACAUAUUUUGUAAAAUUUUCAUAGCCGAAUAAAACGAUGUAGAUUAAGAGCAACUUUAUAGGUAGAAUAAAAUUGUGUAAAAAUAUAUUUAUUUAAAAAUACAACGAAUUAUUUACACAAAAA
Musca domestica (house fly) is the source of this 2358-nucleotide messenger RNA. RefSeq names its product protein fem-1 homolog B (gene Fem-1). The record is from RefSeq and is a predicted model, not a curated record. Bases 159 to 2198 code for a protein of 679 amino acids. Gene Ontology annotation, molecular function: protein binding. Lineage: Eukaryota; Metazoa; Arthropoda; Insecta; Diptera; Muscidae. The transcript is spliced from 8 exons.